Molecule: messenger RNA, 2801 nt
Organism: Amphimedon queenslandica
Lineage: Eukaryota; Metazoa; Porifera; Demospongiae; Haplosclerida; Niphatidae
Product: inactive rhomboid protein 2-like
Exons: 16
Coding region: 43-2673 (876 amino acids)
Biological process (GO): regulation of epidermal growth factor receptor signaling pathway; regulation of protein secretion
Cellular component (GO): endoplasmic reticulum membrane
Molecular function (GO): serine-type endopeptidase activity
Source: RefSeq, a predicted model, not a curated record
UUUUAACUCUUUUGUCACUUGCUUGGCUGACCGCAGCAAAAGAUGGCAACUUCUGCAUUACCAACAUUAGAGAGUAUCCCAGAGGACAGACCUGUCCCUCCAGCUAGUCCUACUCCUCCUCAACCUAAAAAUGAAAACAAAUGGGACACAAUUAGGAGAGUUGUGAAGAGUCAAGCUCUUCAGUUUGUUGGUUUAGAGCACCCCCAGUCAACGCAAGAGCAUCAGGAACAUGUACAGAGGAGUAUAGUGGUGGCUAAGAUGGAGCAGAGAGUGAAGAGACUAAAGAGUACUGAGGCACAACUGGAUUGUGAUAAGUCACUUGUUGAAGCUAUUGUUCCUCAUGAAACUGUCGCACCAGUCACGACACAUUCCUUACUGCGACAGUUAAGCGUUAAACCAGACCAACACCAGACCGCCGCUGAAGGUCCUGCUCUACCAACUCCACCACCUCCUCCUUCAGCUGGUGGUCAUGAAUCAAUACCAAUGAGAGCCAUUGAUCCUUCUUAUAGAUACCAAACUAGUGAGCCUGUCCCUGACUCAAGUACAGCAACGGGAAGUUCUCGUAUUGAGCGUAGCCUGAGUGCUCCGACUAGGUCAACUAUGGGAGUGUCGUUGGCCACUGGUGCCUCAUCCACGCUCCAGAGAAGAGCUUAUCUCUCCCGUCCAACUGGUAGACUGGAGGCGGAGCCUGAGGAACUCCAGAUUAUUGAGCCUAAACCAGAUCUAUGGAAGAUUGCUAAAAUUGCUCUGAUGAGUUUGUCGUACUUAUCAACACAAAAGAAGGAGCCAGAAGAAGGAGAGCCAAGUCAGGCAACUGCUGCAGAGAGACAGUGGACCCAUCAGGAGUCAUUUCUUAAUGUUGAAGAAGUGGACAGUGGUGAAAUGAGUGAUAUUGAUGGAGGAGGAAUAGCAUUGAAGAAGAUACAAUAUGAGAAGGAAGAUAGCACCAAGAGCCCUGAUUUUGUUUUGUUUGAGGAUGAUAAUCUCUUUGGCAGGGAAAUGACAGAUGGUCAAAUUGCCAGGCGCAAGUUUGAAGUGCCAGAUGAACCCCCACCACAAUAUGAUACAUUAGACCACAUACCUAAAGAAGUCAAACCGAGACGUAAGAAGCUCUUGCGUCAAAGUGAGAGGAAAGCCAAACACUACCGAGGUCCACUGAGAGGAGUCACACUGAGACUACUUAACUUUAACUAUAAGAACGUGAAGUCAGACACUCGCCAGAGAUUAGCUGAAAUGGAGCAGCCCUCACUUCAUCGUCCUUUCUUUGCCUACUGGCUAAUGACAGUCCAUAUACUCAUUCUUGUAUUCAGUCUGUCAGUCUAUGGAUUUGCUCCUUACGGUUUCGAUCUAAAGACGGAGAGGGCUCUUGUCCAGCAGAGCAAUCUUGCUGUUGCUGUUGAAGAGAAGAACAUUUCAACUAAUGUCUGGGGUGGACCCCCUCAGAGUGCUCUAGUAUUGCUUGGGGCUACAUACGGCCCAUGCAUGAGAUAUGACAGACAAUUGGCAAGAGGGUUGGAUAUUGAUAGGUGGAGGGAGGCUAAUAGCUCCGGCUGUUGUGUAAGGCUAGAUAACUCCGGCUGUGUUCAGGUCACAUCUCGUGAGCAGUGUCCGGAGUUAUUUUCUGACUUUGUUUACAUUGACCAAGAGUUGAAUGACUCCACUGUGUUUACUGACAGGGCCGUGUGUGGUACUUCACCAUUGAGUUGUUUGAAUCCUAAUCCUUCACAUGAUACAAGAUGGAUGUCGGAAAAUAUCACAGAGUGGCCGAUUUGUCAAGAGUCUCAAACUCGUCCUUCGGAGCACCUCUCCUGCAACUUGACUGGGCGCCCGUGUUGUGUCGGGAUUCAAGCUCACUGUCUCAUCACUACUCUUGAACACUGCGACUUCUUAGAUGGGAGGUUUCAUGCUGAUGCUUUUUUAUGUUCACAAGUUGACUGCCUAAGUGAUUUGUGUGGUCUCCUGCCAUUUGUUUAUCCUAAAGUGCCUGACCAGUUCUAUCGAUUGCUUACUUCUCUCUUCCUUCAUGCUGGGAUCAUUCAUCUUGUCUUCACUCUUACCUUUCACUUCUUUGUCCUCCGUCACGUUGAGAAGUAUCUCGGCUGGCUGAGAACGUCUUUGAUAUAUCUAGGGAGUGGCCUAGGAGGGAAUAUUGUCAGUGCUGUAUUCGUCCCCUACAACCCUGAGGUUGGUCCAGCUGGAGGAAUUUUCGGUAUAAUCUCAUUCUUUCUUAUAUACAUUAUGUAUCAGGCACACCGUCUUACUAAACCUUGGAAAGAAGCCCUCAAACUACUAAUCAUCAUUAUCAUUCUCCUCUGCUGCGGUCUCUUUCCUUUUAUUGAUAAUUUUGCUCAUUUCGGAGGAUUUCUAUUUGGCACGCUAUGGAGUGGAAUACUAGUCCCAUAUUACCAGCCUCUUGAUGCUGAGUUAGCAUAUUAUAGAGACAAACACAAGAGGGAAUACAAUCCAUGGAAGGAUUGGAUACAAGUGUCCAAGAUUUUAUUUAUAUUUAUUGGCACACCAGUACUAAUCUUGCUUUAUUUGUUGUUCUUCCUCAUCUUUUAUGUGGAGCAGGACACAUGGGAUGGGUUUAGGUUCUUAAAUUGCAUUCCGUUUACGCGCACUUUCUGUCUUAACUUUGGACAGAACAUACGGUCUCGUGACAUAUUUAUUUAAAUCUUUGUGGACUUUUUGAUUUACUUUUUAGUAUCAGCUUAUUAAUCAAUCUGUCAUAGUAUCAGUUAUGUCAUUUUAUUAUCAGUAUUGUCUAUUGUGCUCUCAGUUAUUCUUUAUUCUUAUCAAAA